This is a messenger RNA of Varroa destructor (honeybee mite), 1084 nucleotides long. RefSeq names its product protein archease (gene Archease). Gene Ontology annotation, cellular component: tRNA-splicing ligase complex. Gene Ontology annotation, biological process: tRNA splicing, via endonucleolytic cleavage and ligation. Lineage: Eukaryota; Metazoa; Arthropoda; Arachnida; Mesostigmata; Varroidae. The record is from RefSeq and is a predicted model, not a curated record.
CUGUUACGUGUUAAGCAGCACUAGUCGAUACAUAAGGGCAUUGGGACUGAGAACAAAGGCCUGACUUGACAAAUGACAUUUGUCAUAUGUGUUAAUCAUUCAAGGUAAUUGUGCCGGUACUAUACGGAUGACUCGAAUUCGCAAGUAACCAACUCCUAGUUACUUGGUCGCCUGAUGUCACAGGAAGACACGCAUAUAAUUCCACAAAAACCCAAUAUAGGACACAAAAGCCUAUUCAAAUAGCAAGAUUCGAAUCUGAAAAGCAUUCUUAUAUCAUGGAGGAGGUUUGCGAAGAACGCGUAUUCGUCGAACGCGAAUUAACGGCAAUAGAGCUAUUUCUUCCUAAAAUUCAAUAUGAAUAUCUCGAUCAUACGGCUGAUGUGCAACUUCACGCGUGGGGACCCGACCUCAAAAAAUGUUUUGAACAGGUGGCUAUCGCGAUGUUCGGCUACAUGACCGAAAUUGAAAAGGUUGAGCUGCUUGGCCACAUGGAUCUUACGGUGUCUGGAACAGAUAUGGAAAAUCUUCUUUUUAAUUACCUUGACGAGUUCUUAUAUUCGUUUUCAACUGAACCCAAUUUUAUUGCACGUAAAGUAGAAAUUAUCCUCUUUGAUAAGGCAAACUUCACAAUAAGAUGUCGAGCAUAUGGGGAGCGUUUCGAUCUUGCAAAACAUCCCCAGGGCACGGAAGUGAAGGCAAUUACGUACUCCAAUAUGCAGGUGUGGGACAAACCUGAUCACCAUGAAGUGUUCGUUAUUAUUGACAUCUAAGUCCGAAAAUUAAUGUACUUUUUUAGAAACUGCGCUGAUAUAAAGGUUAGCUAUGUGCGAUUCAACAACGGUUUCAUGGAUGUAUGUAUCUUCAUUGUUUGAGACGCAUUCGUAAACUAAUGUUUGCCAUAAAAUGCAAAGUACCUGGAUGAAAAGUCUCCCUUAUUGUACCGAAGGCUACAUCGAAUAUAAAGAAGAUGCUAACAGAACCCGUUGAAUUCACUUACUGAUGAAAGUGAUAGAACUCAUUUUUAUUAUGUAAAAUGAAAAUGAGCCUCUUAACUAACUAAAAAAAGUAAGCAUUGUUCAGCCUA